AGCUUCACCAAGAGGGAAAUCAUUAGCCAGAAUGGCACGGCACGAUCGAUCUCUCUUAAAUGCGCAUGUCGAACAGGUUUAAAUCGGCAUCAAGCAUCGGUCCAGCACUCUCCACAUUAUUCCGCUUACCACAUUUCCAUCUAUAAAAGCCCUUCCAACCUCUGGCACUCCCUUCUCAGUUACAAGGCGUUCAGAGGCAGCCGCCAAACACACACAGACAUACAUGGGAUCCUUGGGCCCUGCCGUGAGCGUGAGCAUGGCCAAGGCCAGCGGCGGCACGGCGGCCGUCGGCGGCCAGCAGCAGCAGCAGCCGGAGCGCGGCGCGUUCAGCUGCGGCUUCCGGAUGCCGCUGCACUACCCGCGGUACAGGAAGGCGGACUACGAGGCGAUGCCGGAGUGGCGCGUCGACUGCCUGCUCCGGGAGUACGGCCUCCCCGUCGCCGGCGACGUCGAGGACAAGAGGAGGUUCGCCAUGGGCGCCUUCCUCUGGCCCGGCCAGUACUGAUCCACCAUCUUACAUCUCGCCACUCGGAGCAGAUCAGGCCGGUCAGCAAGCCAGCGCCUGGCAGAGGCUGAUCAGCAAUGGCAGAAGCAACAUCACGUACAUCCAUCCCCAUGUAUGAACAAAAGAGAGCUUGUGACGAUAUUAUAUUCUUAUAUCUAUCAUUCUAAUAGUAAUCUCCAAUUCUCUCCGUAGAGAAUACAUAUGAUGUUUCUUGGAGUAUAUGUAAGCAGUGGAAGAAGGACUUGUUUCUGAUA
Molecule: messenger RNA, 759 nt
Organism: Hordeum vulgare subsp. vulgare (domesticated barley)
Lineage: Eukaryota; Viridiplantae; Streptophyta; Magnoliopsida; Poales; Poaceae
Exons: 1
Coding region: 224-505 (93 amino acids)
Source: RefSeq, a predicted model, not a curated record